Humulus lupulus (European hop) is the source of this 798-nucleotide messenger RNA. RefSeq lists its product as uncharacterized. NCBI's taxonomy places the organism in Eukaryota, Viridiplantae, Streptophyta, Magnoliopsida, Rosales, Cannabaceae. The transcript is spliced from 3 exons. The record is from RefSeq and is a predicted model, not a curated record. The coding region runs from base 1 to 798 and encodes 265 amino acids.
AUGACCAUCAAUGAACUAACUGGUUCCCCACGACAUGCUGCUGCACCGGCCCCUCCAGGGAAGGGAAAGAAGAAGGCUACAGAGCCUAUUCUUGAGUCAUCAGAUGAGAACGAUACUGAUUUUAUGCUUUUAGAUAGUCUGCUUAUCCCCUGUCACCUCUUCGACGGGGAUGACAUGCUUGCCGAAUGCGCUUUUGACUUGUACACCAAGUCAGCGAGCAAGAAAAAGUCCCACAAGCGCCAGUCUGGGGAGGGCUGCAGCAAUCGCCCCACGAAGAAGCCUCGAAUAGACGACCCUCCUACGCCUACUCCAACAAGGGAGGCAACUCCUCCACCAGCUCCUACUAGGGAGGCAACUCCUCCAACUCCAACAAACCCAGAUCCUCCAUCUCCAGUCAGACAGACUCCUCCUCUAGCUCCAAUCGACCCUAUGCCUCCAGCAUCCACUGUCCAACAUUCGGCUGGUCACCGGGAAGAGAAUGCUCAGUUCGAGAAGAGACCUGGUAAUUCGCUUAGUGCUGCUGAGGCUCAAUAUACCGAGCAACUCAAGGCGGCAGAAGCUUCCUAUGCCGAGCAGCUGAAGACAGUCGAGGUGAAGCAUUCUGAUGCCCUUAAGGAGGUCGAGGCAAAGCAUACUGAGGCCUUCAAGGAGGCUGAGGAAAAACACCUCGAGGCGCUGCAGCUGACUGAGGCCAAGAUCACUUCAUUCGAGGAGGAGGUGAAGAGGAAGGAUGCGAGUAUUGCCAAGAUCACUGCAUCAAAGGAGCAAUACAAGGAGGUCUCGCUUAAUAAUUACUAG